Messenger RNA from Dothidotthia symphoricarpi CBS 119687, 1293 nucleotides. Its product is annotated as DUF1688-domain-containing protein. The transcript is spliced from 4 exons. Lineage: Eukaryota; Fungi; Ascomycota; Dothideomycetes; Pleosporales; Dothidotthiaceae. The record is from RefSeq and is a predicted model, not a curated record. The coding region runs from base 1 to 1293 and encodes 430 amino acids.
AUGGACGACAAAGUCAAAUAUCUGCUCUCCCUCGGCGCUAUCCGCGACCGUGCUAAGAUCGUGGGCGAGGCGGCGCGUGCGGGGAAACUGAGCAACUUCGACGUUCAUGAAGACCGCAUGAACGAUGUCGCUGACUUUGUCACUCGCAUCAUUAAGCGUGACUACGGCCCGGACAAGUACCACACUAUCCCCACCCACGGUCGGUGGCAGCACUUCGACGUCGGCGGCAUCCCGCGCGUUGCUGGACUCCUCUCUGAAUGGAAAGCCGAGGGCGUCGAUGAUGUGGAAACCACGCGUCGGCUGAUUGAUCUGUUCUUUGUGUCUGUGCUGCUCGAUGCUGGGGCGGGGGACCACUGGCAGUACCAAGAGCCGAAGUCGGAUUUUAAGUAUGAGCGUAGUGAGGGGAUUGCAGUGGCGAGUUUGUGGAUGUUCAAGGCGGGCGCGUUUCAGAAGGGGACGGGUGGAGUGAGGGUUGAUGGCAAGGGACUUGAAGGGUUAAGUACAGCUGCUUUGGCAGAGGGUCUCCAGGUCGACGAGGGGAACCCCAUGGCGGGAUUCGAAACACGUGCGGAUUUGCUGAGGAAGUUGGGGUCCUCAUUCCUCGCAAUGUCAGAUGUGUUUGGCGAGGACGGCCGGCCAGGGAAUCUCGUCGACCACCUAACAGCCUCGUCCCCCUCGUCCCUCGACGUCCUCCCCCUCUGGGACAUCCUACAAACCCUGCUAAUCCCCAUCUGGCCGCAAGACCGCACAAAAGUAAACGGCCACUCCAUCGGCGACGCCUGGCCCCUCAGCACGCUCAAAUACGGCUCCACCACCACUACAGACACCGCAACAGACGAGUCCACCACCAUCCAGCCUUUCCACAAACUCACCCAAUGGCUCACAUAUUCCCUCAUGGUCCCCUUCACCCGCAUCCUCUCCCUCCCCUGGACAAACACCACCGCCUUGACCGCCCUCCCCGAGUACCGCAACGGCGGCCUGUUCGUCGACCUCGGCGCACUGACCCUGAGGCCACAGGCGCUGGAGCGCGGACUUGCGGGCGCGGGGUCCAAGGACGGGCUUCCCAUUUUCCACCCCGGAGACGAUGUGAUUGUCGAGUGGCGCGCCAUGACGCUGGUGUUGAUCGAGAGGCUGCAUAGUAUGGUGCUGGAGAGGCUGGAUGGCGUUGAGUUGAGUCUUGCGCAGGUUAUUGAGGCUGGGACGUGGAUUUCUGGGCGCGAGGUCGCUAAGAGGGAGAGGCCGGCUACGAAGAGUAGUCCGAUUUUGAUUCAGAGUGAUGGGACUGUGUUUUGA